Scophthalmus maximus (turbot) is the source of this 4147-nucleotide messenger RNA. It is a transcript of the gene cmtm4, whose product is annotated as CKLF-like MARVEL transmembrane domain containing 4. The transcript is spliced from 4 exons. The coding region runs from base 625 to 1251 and encodes 208 amino acids. Gene Ontology annotation, cellular component: membrane. The record is from RefSeq and is a predicted model, not a curated record. NCBI's taxonomy places the organism in Eukaryota, Metazoa, Chordata, Actinopteri, Pleuronectiformes, Scophthalmidae.
CACGCCUGCCUCGCAUCCACGGCGGGCGGAGCGGAGCGGAGGGGAGGCAGCCCGGGCUGGAGGUCGCCGCGGAGACUGAAAACCCCUCAUUAAGUUCACAAUAGGGAACAGAGACGCGCUCUCUCCGUCCUUCUGCGCCACAAUGGCCGAGUGUUUUUCGGAGACCGGCCACGCAGCCCGGUAGGGCUUCAUGGUUGGGUUUUGUUCUUGUGUUUGUUUGUUUUCCCCCCCGGUGCAGCUGAACUAACCACAACCGUCCAAUGGCAGAGUGACACUCGGGGACUCGAACAAGUGACCCGCCUCACGGCCGCUAAGUGCGUCUGUUCCAGAGAGACGCAGCCUGGGAGAGAGACGCGCGUUACCACGGACACCACGCGGGGCUUCUCUCCCCCCCCCCUGCGCCUGACGUCGAAGAGGGCAACAAGCGCCGCGGCCGUUUCCCCCGCGGGGCGGCGAUGAGAAGUGGACCGACCGGUCUGUUCUCUCCAUCCGCGUCCAGGCUGCGCGGAACAAAGUGAGCUCUCUGUCACACGACCUGCGCAGCGAGGUAGACCCGGGCGGGGGGGCUGCAUGUCGUAACGUUGUCCGGCCGAGAGUCCAGCUUCCUCCCGCGAACAGACCAUCAUGAGGACCAGCGAGGAGACGGAGGGCUUUGACGCCGAGGCCUCCAACACGUCCAUGAUCUCCGGGGCCAGCAGUCCGUACCAGCCCACCACCGAGCCCGUGCUCGCGAGGAACGUCUUCGGGGGGAUCCGGUGCGACGUGGACUACCUCAGGUCCUACUUCGGGAUCCUCAAGGCGGUGGAGGUGGUCCUAUCACUCAUUGGAUUCAUCUGCAUAGAGACUAUCAUGAUGUGUUCUCCCUGUGGAGGGGUCUACUUCUUUGAGUUUGUCAGCUGCAGUGCCUUCGUGGUGACGGGAGUCCUCCUCCUGAUCUUCAGUCUCAACCUGCACACCAAGGUGCCGCACGUCAACUGGAGCCUCACGGACCUGGUGAACACGGCUGCCAGCACCUUCUUCUUCUUCUUGUCGUCCCUCGUGCUCGCCUGCAUGAACCAUAACUCUGGAGCUGAAAUAGCAGCAGUGAUCUUUGGCUUCCUGGUGACAGGUGUGUAUGGAGUAAACACCUUCCUGGCGGUACGGAGGUGGCGCCUCGGCAACGGGUGUCAGAGGGCGCCCCAGACCAGCGAGUACAUGCGAGCACGCACGGCAUCUCGUGGAGAAAUGGAGGCGCGACCCGAGCUUGCAUGAGCGCUGACUAACGGUCAGAAAGACUUAAGGGGAAGAAGCCACACCAGCGGAGGGCAACUGAGACGGGACACUACUCUGCCUUCAGAACUCGGCCAUCUCAAGCUCCACCACGUGCUUUUUUUCGUAGCUCCAGAUGAAUCUCGGUGGCUUUGUUUAUCAAGGCGACCCGGCUGCCGUCACACAGCAAGACUCUUGAGAGUUGAAGGUAAUCUGUGUAAAAACGUUUUAUCCACUUACCUUUAAAAAAAACAGUGUGAAGGACGACUUCCACAAAGAGCCAAGAAAUGUUGACUCCACUCCAGCUGUGCAUCAGCUCCUGCUCUGACCAAGGCGUUGACUUUUCAUUUUUAGAAAGUUCUGUGUUUCACUGUGAAUGAAGUCAAGUAAGAGAAGGUCAACCUUUGUAUAGUUUGCUUUUAUCACGCUGCUGUCUGUAAAGUCCGUGGUAAUGAAUGUGACCAUGGAUCCAGGAAGCCACUGUUCCAGGAACACACAGUAACCGGCAGGAAACAGAGGCACCGUGACUUUACCGAUUUAUUCCUUAGAUAUGUUUUUGCUUUGACCAGUGAGCAAGGCUGACUGGAUAUUUCAAUCUAAAGAUUACACAACAUGACUGACUUUGCAAAUGCCUUUAACCUGACCUUCAGUGACCUUUAGCCACAAUUGAGAUCUUUGCCAUCAUUAAAUAUACAGUAACAGUACAGGCUCAUUCUUUUACUGCAAUAAAGACAGGAAGUACAACUAAAGGUCAAAAUAUCUGAAAUGAGUUUAACAGAUUUACUUAUUCGCAACAUGCAAACUAUGGGUUUGACACUAUAAUGAGACCAAAGUAAAAAUGUAUAAUAUUUAAUGCCAUGAUUUUUAUCCAUGGUUGUGUGACUAAUCCAAAAGAUAUCUUCCCGAGCAUUCCAAAAAGAAAAAAGAAACAAUUUUGAGGUCUGUGUGACUUCAACACUGUAAGCCAGGGGUAGAUUAUUUCAAGCGCUGAUGAGUAGAGCCCGAUCGAUAACAUUUCAAUACCGAUAUAUCGACCGAUAUACAAAAAAAAAGAAAUAUAUAUAUAUAUAUAUGUCGUCAUCAAACCCUUAUGACAAAGAAAUAAAAAUGAGGCUUGAUAUAUUACAGUUUAACCAAAAACUUUGUUAUAAAUAACUAUAGAUGAAAAGAAAACUCUAAUAAAAUGAAAAUAUAUACAACUUGUAUAAAGAAUAUUUUUUUUACAUAAAAUGUAAACAUUCUGUAAAAGAAUAAGAAUUAUCAGCUGAUGUUAUCGGCCAAGGGAUAUAUCGGUCGGGCUCUAAUGAAAAGUUAAUUGGUAUCUUGUUACUUCUGCACUUAUUAAAGUCUUCAGGUAACUCGUGUAUUGAUCAUCAGCAGGUGCCCUGGUCAAGGUCAAUAACCCCGAGCCGAUACUGUGCCUCAUGUAUUGACUCCUUCGUUCUUUGAUUCUUACGAAACAUUUGAAAUGAAAUCACAGGGUGCCUCAACCUGAACACUGUUAUUUUCCUGAUGCCUUCUUAAUUCUGACACUUAAAGUGAAAAUUUAUUUUAGAAAAAAAAGCAAAAGUCAAGUGAAGGUGGAGACAUUGGGAUGGAAAUAUGGUUCAUUUAGCGACAUUAAACUCUGCUUUUGGUUUAAUUUAAUGUCUGUGUGUGCAUCUACAGUAUAUUAUCACAUUGCAUGUAUUAUUAAAUGUCUUAUCAUUCCACAUUGCCGCUCAUACACACAGAGAUUACAAAACAGACGCCUUUAAUUUUUUCCUGUUUUCCAGUGUAGUCGACAAGCAAAGAUGUUUUAUCUAAAUAAUCACAUCAUUUUUGCUUUUUUUCGGAUGAGGAAUGAAAAAGUCCAUUUAAUUUUUGUUGUGUGACAUCGUACUGAUGUACUGAAUCAACACUACACUUACAAGUGUUGUCUUUGUUGUAGUUGAUGUCUUUUUGUAUAUUAGGUUGGGUGAGUUUGUGAAGGGUCUGAACUGACUGUAUGGCUCCAUCUUCUGGUCUUCAUCCAAAAUACAUUCUUUUGGACUGAAGUGUAGUUGCACACACCCAGGUAACGACAACAGUGUGUGUGUGUGUGUGUGUGUGUGUGUGUGUGUGUGUGUGUGUGUGUGUGUGUGUGUGUGUGUGUGUGUGUGUGUGUGUGUGUGUGUGUGUGUGUGUGUGUGUGUGUGUGUGUGUGUGUGUGUGUGUGUGUGUGUGUGUGUGUGUGUGUGUGUGUGUGUGUAAAGAACCAGAAGUGUAUUUGACUUUGGGUUAAAAUGAAAAAUAAAAACUGUAAUAGCCUCAGAGGUUUUCACACCGUACAGUAUGUUUGAAUAAUCAGUCUUAUCUCAUGUUUUUCUCAUGUUCCACUGCUUUUUUCUUGGUUUAGAGACUGAAAUAAUCGUAUGUAAAGACAAUCACAUUUGUAUUUAUAUCCAUCACUUGACAUUGAUGGGUUUGUUUUCGAGUGAUACUUUAACAAUCUUCACUUAAACACUUGUACAGCAACGAAAUCUGGCAAAUGCAUUAUGUUAUUUGAAAGUGUAACCUGGCCGUCAUAUUUUUUUGAAAACUUUCAAGCCACAGCUUUUUCUCUCUGUGCAACUUUGUGCUACAGCAUGUUAUGAAGACUUUGUAUUUAUGAGAACGAAAUAGGGAGAAGCUUCACAGUAGUUUUUCCGGGUUUGAGAUGUAAACCGUUCACGUGAUCAGUCAAGACUGUUUGAAUGAAAGUAGAGGUGAGAUGCUCGUCUUUUUCCUUUUCGAUCCAGUGUGCUUUGUGAAUGGAUACAGCAAAAUCUGUGUUGUACAGCAUGGAACUGUAUUUUUGUAUUUAAAACAUUCUCAGUGUGGCUUCACGUCAGUUUAUAGCGACAAUUUAAAUAAAGUAAUUUGGACAUUGUUGAAACUA